AUGAAAGAUAAUAAACUACCUCCAGUUUGUGCUUAUUUGGGAAUCAUGAUCUACUGUCAUGACUGUAAGACUAGAAAACGUGAUCUAGUAGAUACUUUCUUCAAACUUAGACUGUCUGUCAUCUACAACCAAGUGUUAGAAAUUUCUACUUCCAUGGCCAAUGAUGCUUGUCGUCGUUAUGUCCAAGAAGGUAUUGUUUGCCCUACCAAUCUACAACGAAAUGUGUUUACCUCAUCUGCUGUAGACAACAUUGGUCACAAUCCAAGCAGUAUCUCGUUAAAAGAUUCAUUCCAUGGAACAGCCACUGCCUACGACUGUUCUGAUCUUAAAAGUAAAGGUUCACCUAGUGGAAUAUACAAGAUUUACCCGGAGAAUGUUCCGAAUGGAGUCAAUGUGUAUUGUGAUAUGGAUAAAGAUGGAGGAGGCUGGAUCGUAAUUCAAAAUAGAUUUAACGGAUCUGUUGACUUUUAUCGAAAUUGGAAUGAAUACACAGAUGGGUUUGGGGAUCUGAACACUGAGUUCUGGUUAGGUAACAACUAUAUUCAUUUGAUAACCAAAUUAGAUACAUAUUUUCUUCGUUUCGACCUUGAAGAUGCAGCCGGUAAUAAAGGAUACGCUAUUUAUAACCAGUUUAGGAUCAACGAUGAAGAAGAUGAUUUCAGACUUACAGUGUCCGAUUAUUCCGGAGAUUUAGGUGAUUCAUCGGGAUUUACAUACAAUAAUAACGCCGUAUUCAGUACAAAAGAUAAAGGUAGUAGCUGUGCAAGUGGCCGACAGGGGGAGUGGUGGUAUAAAGGCUGUACCUGGGUAAAUAUUAAUGGUUUAUGGAUACCAGGAAUGAAUUCAUGGACAUCUAUGAUGUGGAACAGUUGGAAAGGCCUGGAUGGAAUGAAAAAGACUUCAAUGAAACUUCGCAGAAAAUAA
Messenger RNA from Mytilus trossulus (common blue mussel), 924 nucleotides. RefSeq names its product fibrinogen-like protein A. Lineage: Eukaryota; Metazoa; Mollusca; Bivalvia; Mytilida; Mytilidae. Bases 1 to 924 code for a protein of 307 amino acids. The record is from RefSeq and is a predicted model, not a curated record. The transcript has 5 exons.